GGACACGGUCUGCGGUCGCAGCGUUAGAGACUACUAGUGCAUAUACCAAUUUCUUUUGCACUGUGGGUCUCUGAAGGAACGGACUUGCUAGUCGAGAUUGGGGAGGCUUCUAGGCUUGCGGCACGCCUUGGCGCGUCACGAUCAGAAGAUCGCACAGUUACAUGCAGGCGAGCAUAUUUAUUAAGCACCGAGGACAUAUGCCGCGCACCUCACUCCUGCGCCCAGUCGCCUCAGAGCAAUCUCAGAGUAGCAUUGCCCAACCGCCAUUAUGUCCCUCGUUAAGAUCCCUUUCCUUGUCGGCGGUGCUGCCGGUGGCUUCGUAGUCAUGACCCCACCGAACCCGAAGGUCCCCGUUGACCAGAGGGCCAAGGAGGUCACUGCCUUCGAACGUUUUUUCUCUGCGACAGCACGGCUUUACACUCUGGGCUUCAAGGCCUUGAUCUUGUCUAGCAGCCUCCUGGAGGUGCUCGUCAUCACUGCAAGUCACUUCCCCUCGCACCCCCUUUCUCAGAAGGUUCUCGAUGCCCUCGUCGUGGGCCCUCCUUCUCUCGUCCGACGCAUCAAGCUCAGCCCGUUGUUCCUCGCCGGGGCAGCGGUCGGCUACUUCGGCGCGUACUUCCGCUGGCAAUGCUACCGCACGCUUGGCCGCCUCUUCACCUUCGAGGUCUCCAUCAGAGAGGGUCACAAGUUGAUCACGGAGGGGCCUUACCAGUACGUUCGUCAUCCCAGCUACACCGGAGGCAUCCUCAGCGCGACCGGGCUUGGUCUCAUGUACAUCGCGCCUGGGUCGUGGAUUCGCGAGUGUGGGAUUCUGGCGACGAGGGGAGGGAAGAUCGCGGCGUGGACAUAUGUGGCGGCGUUCCUGUAUGGGUCUGCCAGCUUGGUACAGCGGGCGCCUCAGGAGGAUGUGUUGUUGAAGAAGCAGUUUGGCGAGGAGUGGGAGGCGUAUGCGAAACGGGUGCCGUACCGUAUCCUGCCCUACAUCUACUGAUGCGUCAUUUGCUUCUCGCGGCAAUCUCUUACUCUAUUGAUUAGUAGUAACAUGGGAGUCGUGAAGAGCUACAGUCUUGUAGAGAUCCAUGAUACCUAUGUAUCACUCAGUCGGGGUUUGGAAGUUGGAAGUAUGUAAUACGUGUGCACUGUGAGCGUCGAGUGAGCUCGCCGCUCAGCCACAGUGCGCUCUCACGUGACUGGAGCGAUGUAGCGAUGAUCUCGGCAACCCGG
This is a messenger RNA of Fomitopsis serialis, 1224 nucleotides long. RefSeq lists its product as uncharacterized. The transcript has 4 exons. Gene Ontology annotation, molecular function: protein C-terminal S-isoprenylcysteine carboxyl O-methyltransferase activity. Gene Ontology annotation, biological process: C-terminal protein methylation. Lineage: Eukaryota; Fungi; Basidiomycota; Agaricomycetes; Polyporales; Fomitopsidaceae. Gene Ontology annotation, cellular component: membrane. Bases 269 to 991 code for a protein of 240 amino acids. The record is from RefSeq and is a predicted model, not a curated record.